Messenger RNA from Pelagomonas calceolata, 601 nucleotides. The record is from the annotation of a GenBank genome assembly. NCBI's taxonomy places the organism in Eukaryota, Pelagophyceae, Pelagomonadales, Pelagomonadaceae.
AUGGCCGCCAAGGCCUUCAAGGCCCUGAUCCUCGGCCCGCCCGGCGGCGGCAAGGGCACGCUAUCCAAGCGGCUCGUGCGGGACUUUGGAUUUUGCCACUUUUCGGCGGGCGACGCGUUGCGGGCCGAGAUAGCAGCGGGCUCGGCCAUCGGAAACAAAGCGAAGGACUACAUCGGCCGCGGCGCGCUCGUGCCCGACGAAUUGGUGACGGAUCUCGUGCUGGGACAGCUCGAGAAUCUGAAGAAUGAGCCGCGGUGGCUCUUGGAUGGGUUCCCUAGGCAUGCCGCGCAGGCCGUAGCUUUGGAUGCGAAGCACGACGUGGACCUUGUGUUAGAUCUAGACAUCCCCGAGGCCGAGAUCCUGAGCCGGCUGGGCGGCCGCCGCGUGCACGUCGCGUCCGGUCGUUCGUAUCAUGUCGAGUGGAACCCGCCGAAGCGAGAAGGUAUCGAUGAUGAGACCGGAGAACCUCUGGUAAUAAGGCCCGACGACACGGAGGAGGCCAUCAAAAAACGCCUGCAGCAGUACCACGACCUCGCGAAGCCGCUCAUAGCACACUAUGGGGAGAAGGUCGCGACCUUCGCCGGGACGGAGUCGGACGUGA